Molecule: messenger RNA, 1752 nt
Organism: Diabrotica balteata
Lineage: Eukaryota; Metazoa; Arthropoda; Insecta; Coleoptera; Chrysomelidae
Source: the annotation of a GenBank genome assembly
GCCGACGCCGGUAAAAUAAAACAUAAAUGUAAGGUUAGGGUUUGUUUGCUACUUAGAAUUCAUAUUCAGUAUUGUUAAAAUUUAUUGCACUUAUCGUAAGAUAUUUAAUUCAACUAAUUUGGAUAGAAUAACACUGUUUAAAAAUGACAGAAAAACAACCGAAACAACUAUCUGCUGCCGAAGCCGAAUUAUACGACAGACAAAUACGCUUAUGGGGAAUAGAAUCUCAAGAAAAAUUACGUGCAGCUAAUGUGCUUUUGAUUAACAUACGAGCUCUUGGAUCCGAAAUUGCUAAGAAUAUUUUGUUAUCAGGAAUCAACUCCCUGACUAUCUUAGAUGAUGGAAUUGUCACAGAGAAAGAGCAAGCUAAGAAUUUUCUUAUUGCGGGAAAUAGGACCGGAGAUAAGAUAGCUGAAGCUGUAUUAGAAAGAGCUCAAGCCUUGAAUCCAUUGGUUACAAUAAAAGCAGAUUCAGAUUCUCCUGCAUCGAAAGAUCCCAGUUUCUUUAAAGAUUUCACAAUUAUUGUUGCCACUUGUGUUAAAACUGAUGUUUUACUCAAAAUAGAUAAAGUAUGUAGAGCAAACAAUAUCAAACUAAUAGCUGGAGAUGUGUUUGGACUUUUUGGAUAUUCUGUUGCUGAUUUUCAAAAUCAUCAAUAUCACGAGGAUCAAAUCCAGUUAGUUAAGAAAGGAAAGAAGAGGACUCAUAAAGGUGAAAAAGUCACUGUUAAAGUCCAGUGUGAAAUCAACUAUCCUGAUUUGAACAAAGUUCUCAUACUGCCUAAUACAAAACAAAAUAUUGAUAGUAUAAAGAAAUCCAAAAGAAGAAAUGAUUUGUUUUACCUCGUUUUAAUUCUGCUUGAAUUUAGAAAUAGAGUUGAACGCAAUCCUGAUCCUGAUAAUGAACAAGACGAUAUAAAAACUCUGCAAAAGAUCAAAAAUGACAUUUUUGAAUUGUACCAAGUAGAUGAACUAAAAUCAAAACUAACAGAUAGCCAUUUUGAUCUUAUUUUCAGCGAAAUAGGUCCAGUGUGUGCUAUUUUGGGUGGUGUUAUAGCUCAAGAAGUUAUCAAAGCUGUUUCCCAUAAGGAAGUGCCCAUAAAUAAUAUGUUUUUGUUUGAUCCAAUUACAUAUGAUGGAACAGAGGAAAAUGUAGGAGCUUAAAUUUGCUUUUGUAAUUAUUGUACCUUACAAAUUAGCACAAUACUACUGUUUUAUUUUUUUUCUUUAAUUGUUUAAUUAUGAUAUUAAUUUCAAUUUAAUUUAAAUAAUUUCUUACUCUUGUAUAAUUGGAGGAGAAAUAUCAACAUAUGGGAUACAUAUUAUAUAAAACUCUUAAUGGCAGGUCUUAGGUCAGCUGUACACGGACUUCUUCAAGCAGUUGAGAUCAGCUACUUCAAGCAACGACCUCGCAGGGAAAAAUAAUUUUAUAUUCGCUGCUAUACACAUGACAGCUCCAGCAGUCACGGUCGCUUCAAGCUGUCAACAGUACGAUGAAAUUUCAUUGUGCUGUCGACAGCUGGCGAGCGGUUGCAUGACAUAUACUGACUACUCCAGCUGUUAUCCUUUCAUUUUUGAAAUGCUCAGUAUAAUCUAAACAAUAUAUUUUGACCACUCUUAUCUAAUUUGAAUAUUAUUAAAAUAUUUAUACCCUUAAAAUAUUUUCCAAAAUUUCAGGUAGUAUAAUCUUUUAACCAUAUAGUAGGUACAUUAGGGCAAGCUGUCUCAACCAUAAUAAAAUUAGGUUGAGUUU